AUGCCUCUGCCGGAGAGCCUCGCACAAACCAGUCAUCGCCGUGUGGUGGCAGCUUUGUUAGUGCAUCACGCAGAUGUGUCGCUGAUUUUGAAAGUGUACGGUGAUGUUAAUCUUGAGUACUCUUGUAGAGAAAGAAAGAAAUUGAACUGCGGGUGGAUUGAUGUUUUGGUGGUGGUGGUGGUGUUGUUUGUGGAGGAAGAAAGGAAAAAGUCAGGAAAAGAUCAUCUAGGCUUUGAGUCGCUUCCUUUACUCCGAAAUGUUGAUAGCGAGAAAAAUGACCUUGGGGCUGAAAAAUCAAAGUAUAGCUAA
Striga asiatica is the source of this 309-nucleotide messenger RNA. NCBI's taxonomy places the organism in Eukaryota, Viridiplantae, Streptophyta, Magnoliopsida, Lamiales, Orobanchaceae. The record is from the annotation of a GenBank genome assembly.